Telopea speciosissima is the source of this 1160-nucleotide messenger RNA. RefSeq names its product G-type lectin S-receptor-like serine/threonine-protein kinase SD1-13. The record is from RefSeq and is a predicted model, not a curated record. NCBI's taxonomy places the organism in Eukaryota, Viridiplantae, Streptophyta, Magnoliopsida, Proteales, Proteaceae. Gene Ontology annotation, biological process: protein phosphorylation. Bases 87 to 1160 code for a protein of 357 amino acids. Gene Ontology annotation, molecular function: ATP binding; protein kinase activity. The transcript has 6 exons.
AUGUAGAAGAUCCAGAAAUCCAAUUUUCCCAUGUAAAGCUUGGAGAAGAUCAAGAACUCCAAUUAUUUGACUUUGAUAGUGUCAAAAUGGCUACAAACAACUUCUCAUUUUGGAACAAAAUAGGAGAAGGAGGUUUUGGCAUUGUUUAUAAGGGUGAUCUAUCAUCUGGACAAGCUAUAGCAGUCAAAAGACUUUCAAGAACAUCAGGACAAGGAAUUACAGAGUUCAAGAAGGAAAUUAUGUUAAUUUCUAAACUCCAACAUAGGAACCUUGUCAAGCUUGUGGGUGUUUGCAUUGAAGGAGAAGAAAAGCUUUUGCUUUAUGAGUAUUUGAGCAACAAAAGUUUGGAUAAAUUCCUAUUCGACCCAAUAAAACGAGCCGAAUUGGAUUGGAGUACGCGCUUUAGGAUUAUCGAGGGAGUUGCCUAUGGAUUACUUUAUCUUCAUCGUGAUUCUCGGUUAAGAGUCAUUCAUCGAGAUUUGAAGACAAGCAACAUUCUCUUAGAUGAACAAAUGAAUCCAAAAUUUUCAGAUUUUGGCAUGGCAAGGAUCUUCGGCGUGAAACAGGAUCUAGCAAAUACUAAUAGAGUGGUUGGAACAUAUGGCUACAUGGCAUCAGAGUAUGCCUUGGAAGGGAUAUUUUCUAAAAAAUCAGAUGUCUUCAGCUUUGGUAUCUGCUUACUAGAGAUUGUGAGUGGUGCAAAAAAUAGUAGCUUUUGUCAUGACGAAGAACAUCUAAGCUUUCUUGGUCAUGUAUGGAAAUUAUGGAACACAGGCAAGGGAACGCAAUUGAUUGAUCAAACAGUAGUUGAUAGUUGCGAUCCACUUGAAGCAAUGAGAUGUAUCCAUAUAGGACUUCUAUGUGCGCAAGAUUACGCGGUGGACAGGCCAACUAUGUCUAAAGUAGUUUACAUGCUUAGUACUGAAACAACUGAUCUUCCUCCUCCAAAAAUGCCUUUAUAUAUUCGCGACAGCAAGGAUUACAAUAAUUUGAGUUCACAUGGAAGUGAUAGAUUAGCAAUUGCGUCCAAGGAUACAAUUGAAAUAUUAUUGGCUUUUCUUAGUGCGUUUCUUUUUGAGCUUGGAUCUCCUUAUGGCUUUUCUCUUAUCAUUGCAAAAGAGAGAGGACAAGUAGAGAAGAGGGAGGAAGACUCUCGUUAG